Salvelinus namaycush (lake trout) is the source of this 882-nucleotide messenger RNA. Its product is annotated as juxtaposed with another zinc finger protein 1-like. The coding region runs from base 20 to 754 and encodes 244 amino acids. Lineage: Eukaryota; Metazoa; Chordata; Actinopteri; Salmoniformes; Salmonidae. The record is from RefSeq and is a predicted model, not a curated record. The transcript has 5 exons. Gene Ontology annotation, cellular component: nucleus.
UGUACAGGUAGUUUAGACCAUGACAGGCAUCGCCGCUGCCUCCUUCUUCUCUAACAUUUGUAGGUUCGGUGGUUGCGGACUCCACUUCGAUUCGUUGGCCGAACUCAUCGUGCACAUUGAGGAUAACCACAUCGACACAGAUCCUCGUCAGUUGGAGAAGCAGGAGCAGCAGCAGCCCACAUAUGUUGCCCUCAGCUACAUCAACAGGUUUAUGACAGAGGCAGCGCGUCGGGAGCAGCCUGAGAGGCUGAAGAGGAAGGUGCACCCAAAGCUGUCUCAGUCUCUGACGGGCAGUCUGCCUCGUAGCAGUAACGUCUCCACUCCUCCCAGACGCAGCAGUGGGAACCUCACCCCGCCUGUCACUCCUCCCAUCACACCCUCCUCCUCCUUCCGUAGCAGCACUCCUACAGGCAGUGAGUAUGAUGAAGAGGAGGUGGACUAUGAGGAGUCAGACAGUGGUGAGUCCUGGACCACAGAGAGUGCCAUCAGCUCAGAGUCUAUCCUCAGCUCCAUGUGUAUGAAUGGAGGAGAGGAGAAACCCUUCGCCUGCCCUGUGCCUGGCUGCAAGAAGAGAUACAAGAAUGUGAACGGGAUCAAGUACCACGCCAAGAACGGCCACCGGACACAGAUCCGCGUCCGCAAGCCUUUCAAGUGCCGCUGUGGGAAGAGCUACAAGACGUCCCAGGGCCUGAGGCACCACACCAUCAACUUCCACCCGCCCGUCUCCACCCACAUCCACAAGAUGCAGCAGUAGCACUGUCCCCACAGAAAUAGAAUCCCUUGAACAUCAUCCUGUUCUAGUGAUUCUGUUUCUAUGUUUCCAUUCCACACACACACUUUCCUUCUUCUUCCAGUACACUACUCUUUUAUUGCAUGCUUUAA